AUGACAGAGGUUGACACCGACUUUGGUUACUCGAAAGGGAAAGAGAACAGUGACGAUGAUUCACCACCAGCGCAGUCUCAGGAACAGGAAGGUUCUCGCACUUUGUCUUACAACAAAAUCGAAGAAAGGGACAAACGAAAAAUGGAAUGGGUGCUGAGCAAUACUGGCGAUUUGCUUGGAGAAGAAUCCGAAGAACUAGGGAAAAUGUCCGAACGGUCAGUGCUAUUGACUCUUGAUCUGAUGAGGGUCUGGUCGAAACGAGCUAUCAAAAGGGAGUCCAAGGCAGCCCAUGUUGUGGAACGAUUGCUGCAAAAACUACUGAAGGAGAAAGACGCCGGAAAUGAACGAUUGAAAAUCAAUACAGCCGUCUAUAAUAUUGUUCUGGAGAGCUGGGCAAAUUCGCGAGAAGAAGGCAGCGCGGAACGUAGUGAAGAAAUCCUCAUGGAGAUGGAGCGAAUGUACAAUCAAGGCAACCGCGAUGUCCUACCAAAUGAAGCAAGCUACAAUGCAGUAAUCAAAGCAUAUGUCAAGAAUGGCGGUCGAGCAAUUGCUCCACCAAAGGUUACAGCGUUAGUGAAUCGAAUGGAGCGAUCCAAUAUUGUGUCGCCUACUCGUCGAAGUUACAAUCUGCUACUGUAUUGCUUGGCAAAAUCCAAUUUGGAGGACGCAGCCCCGCGGGCUGAGGAUAUCCUUCAUAGAAUGCUCCAACAGUAUCUCGAGACAGAUAAUAUGACGACGAAGCCUGAUAUCAACUCAUACAACCAGUUAUUGGGAGCAUGGGCUAGAGGACGCAACGAGGGCUAUGAAGAGAGGAUGCAAACCAUCUACGAAGAGAUCCUCGACCUUCCUCCUGAUAUGCAUAUCACACCAACCGUGGAUACAUUCAACACCGCCAUGAGUGGCUGGUUGAAAUCGGAGCAGCCUUCGGCACUGAGCAAAAUAGAACAGAUACUUGAGACAAUGGAAACGAGUUUCAAAGAAGGGAACAGAAAUGCGAGACCUGAUAGAGUGACAAUAAAUACAAUCUGUGCUGCAUUUGCCAAGACACAAGGUACUGGAGCAAUGGGGAAUGCAAUGAAGCUCCGCGCGUCCCUUGAAAAGGAGUAUGACAUCACGCCUGACGUUGUCAGCUAUAAUAUUAUUGUUGAUAGCUGGUGCAAAUCUGGCCGAAAAGACUCGCCAGAACAAGCUAUAGAAAUUCUGAACGCAAUGGAAAAUGAUUUUAAGGAUGGGAAAAUUUCGCAUGCACCAGACGGCUACACAUACAGUUCCGUUAUCGGAUGCUUCGCCAACUUUCGCAGACCAGAUGCUGCAGAAAAGGCAGAAGAAUUGUUGAAACGAAUGAAGGAUCUUUGGCAUAAUUUUGGAGGGGAACCACUCUCAGCAUCCGUAUAUAAUGCAGUUAUCAACGCUUGGGCUAGCUCGCCUUCACUGGAAUCGUCAGAGAGAGUAAAGGAAUUGCUAAAUGAAAUGGAUGAGAACCAUGCUACCGAUCCGUCUUUGCCAGCGCCAAAUCGUAUCACUUACAACACAGUGAUCAAGGCUAUGAGAGAUGGCAGUGGAGAUGAUGCAGCUUUUGCUGAGAAAAUCCUUUACCUGCUUGAAUCGAAGGGUGCAGUACAGAGUGCCUUCUUACCAGACUCGUACUCGUACACUUCCGUGGUUUCGGCCUACGGGAGAUCGGACGCAAAGAACAAAGCAGAGAAGGCUUUGGAGAUUAUCGAAAGGAUGCUAUUGGCGACGGAAAAUGGAAAUAUUGCUGCAAACCCUACUGUACACUCGUUCAAUGCGGCUUUGAAUGCAUGUGCUUUUGUAAAGGGUGAUGAGAAAGCAAAAGAGGUAGCUUUUGACAUUGCCAUGAAAAUAUUCGAGUUAUUGCAAGUGCACGACGCGCCAGACCAUACCUCCUAUGGUACCGUGCUCCGCGCCUGUUCAGUGUUAUUGCCUUCUCAAAAGGAGCGAAGGGAAGCUCUGGUAGACGAAUUCUUCAAAGAAGCAUGCCUGAAGGGAUGCGUUGGUCGGCUGGUACUCACUCAAAUGCAGUUUGCAUCAUCACCAGAGCAAUAUGCCCGAUUGCUUGGUCAUGACCAAAUUGAUAAGAUCACCGUUCGGGAUGUUCCAAGAUCAUGGACCCAAAAUGUGCGCGAAAAAGUACGAGGGUCGACGAUUUGA
Messenger RNA from Cylindrotheca closterium, 2172 nucleotides. NCBI's taxonomy places the organism in Eukaryota, Bacillariophyta, Bacillariophyceae, Bacillariales, Bacillariaceae. The record is from the annotation of a GenBank genome assembly.